UUAAACAACUGGAAACAUAAUAUUUGGCGGUUAAAUCAUCAUAAUCAAUAAUGGCGUCAAAUCGAAAAUCUUCGAGACGGCGACUUAUUUCGUCGAGUGACGAGGAUUCAGGACCUUCACGACGUAAAAGCAUCCGCAAACCAGGUCUGUCAGCGGAAAAGAAAAGUCGUGUGGCAACACAAGUGGAAACAGACUCCGGAAGUGAAAAUGAUAGGAAUGUGGAUACCGGAAUUCAGAUGGGAUCAAGAAGUUCUGAAAGGCUUCACAAAAGAUAUUCCAGAUCCUUUCAAAUGCCGUCACGUGAUAGUGUCUGGAGUGACAUUCCAACAACCCCAACGUCUGCUGACAAGGCAAUAAGUCGUCUGAAACCAAAGAAAAUUGUUAACAAUUUCACCAGAAUAACUCAUCGAUACAAUCAAGACCUCUAUAACUCUGAUGGUGACGACUCUGGUACAGAUGAUUUUGUAGUUUCCGAUGGGACUGUGUCAGAGGAAGAAGAAAUGGUUCCCAGUGAGGUAGAAGACAAGGAAGGUGAUGAAUCUGAUAACACCAAAAUAAAUUGUCAAAAGAAACAUAGAGCUGCGACUACAGGCAGACACGUCCAUAGAGUGAAAGGGUAUCAUAGCAAAAUCCGUGGUCCAGUGAGCUCGAGCAGUGAGUCUGAUAAUGAGGGAAUCACUACUAGUUUAAAAGACAGUGAAUGUGAUACUGGAUCAGUUAACGAUGACCAUGGAUGUGACAGGCCUGGUGGCAAUUCAUCAGGAGUGAACAGUGGAAGUGGGUCAAGUGGACAAUACAAGCAGUCUGGAGAGGACAUGUGUGGAAAAAGUACACAAGAGAAUGAUCCAGAUGACAUUGAAUGGGAGUUGAGGUCAAGGUCAUGUCAGUCAAAACGAAGGCAAUCCAGGAUAGAGAGCAGUAGUGACUCAGACCAAAGUACUGAGACAUCAGCUAAGGGGACACAACCAUGUACAGACAAUGAAAUAAAAAAUCAGAAUAAUUCAAACCAAUUGCCCGGAGAUGUUGCUGCAUUACGCAACUCUCUGGAACCUGUAUGUGGAACAGCCAGAUGCACGAAUUCAGAAAAUGGUGCUGAAAGUGGUACUCAAAACAAACCUGGUUCAAAGUGUUCCAGAAUGUCUGACAGUGCUUCUAAACAUAAAACUGGUUUAAAAAUGGUCAGUAGCUCUGACAGUAAUUGUGACAAUGAUUCUAACAGUGAUUAUACUAGUAAUUCUGACAGUGAAAGUAGUGAUUCUGGCCAGGACCAGAACUUUGAUACAGGCAACAUUGUCAAGUCAUCACGUGCUAGGCAUCAAAUUAAGAAACAAGAAAGUGACAAGAAGAAAAAGUUUGAAGCAUUUUUAGAAGCUAGACGAAAGCUCAGUGCUUCAAAAAGGAAAUGAUGUAUAAAAUAUGUUGUGUAUUAUAUAUUGUUAAGUUUCUGUAACCUGUAUGCUGUAGUAUAGGACCAAUAAAAAUCUUCAAGAAUUAA
This is a messenger RNA of Pecten maximus, 1495 nucleotides long. RefSeq names its product clumping factor A-like. The coding region runs from base 51 to 1406 and encodes 451 amino acids. The record is from RefSeq and is a predicted model, not a curated record. Lineage: Eukaryota; Metazoa; Mollusca; Bivalvia; Pectinida; Pectinidae. The transcript has 4 exons.